This is a messenger RNA of Cloeon dipterum, 863 nucleotides long. RefSeq names its product Ferritin 2 light chain homologue (gene Fer2LCH). The transcript is spliced from 4 exons. Bases 68 to 763 code for a protein of 231 amino acids. NCBI's taxonomy places the organism in Eukaryota, Metazoa, Arthropoda, Insecta, Ephemeroptera, Baetidae. The record is from RefSeq and is a predicted model, not a curated record. Gene Ontology annotation, molecular function: ferrous iron binding; ferric iron binding. Gene Ontology annotation, cellular component: cytoplasm. Gene Ontology annotation, biological process: intracellular iron ion homeostasis; iron ion transport.
CACAUCACAAUUGGCCUGCCUCAGUCAGAAGAAGCAAUUCAACAGCGGCGGACCCAGUGCGUUUGGAAUGAAAUUACAAGUAGUGGUGAUUGCGUGCCUGGUGGCAGCGGCCGUCGCCGCUGAGGACUCGUCGAAAAAUUUUUGCUUUGCAGAUGUGGACAAAAAAUGCAAUAGCCAGCCAGCAAAAACUGAAACUGAACACUGCAAUGCGAAGUACGGUGCCUUCUUGAAGUUAAAAAAUGUGACAGAAUCUGAUCCCGUAUCCGACUUUGUGCACGCAAAUUUGGUCAACAAUUUCCAAUACUUGAUGCUCGCCACACACUUCAGCAACUAUGAGAAAAAUCGUCCUGGUUUCGAGAAACUGUACCGCGACCUGUCCGACGAGGCGUGGAAUGGCGCCAUCGAGAUGAUCAAAUAUACAACCAAGAGGGGUGGAAGAGUAUUCUUCGAGGGUAGAUUUGAUAGCAGCGCUAUCAAGAUGGUGGUCGAGCAACACGAGCUUGGCAGUCUGGCCAAGGCGGUUGACUUGCAGAAGACCCUGGCCCAAGAGGCGCACGACCUUCACAGAAUAUUUUCCUCUGACGAACUAUACGAUCCUGAUGCGUCAUCCUUCUUGGAGAACCACUUCUUGGGCAAGCAUUCUGAGGCCAUCCGCGUCCUUUCAGGGCACACCCACGACCUUAAGAGAAUGAUCCUACCUGGCAAGGAUGAAGUAAACAGUUUAUCUGCUUUCAUGUUUGAUGAAUAUCUGCAAAAUUUAUAAUUUAAUGUUAUUUCGGAGGUUAUUGAUGUCAUUUAAAUAGUUAAAUUGUGUUUUGUUUAAUAAAAGUCACAAAAAGGUAGUACGUUAUUUUAAAACCAAA